This is a messenger RNA of Fusarium pseudograminearum CS3096, 423 nucleotides long. RefSeq lists its product as uncharacterized. Bases 1 to 423 code for a protein of 140 amino acids. The transcript has a single exon. The record is from RefSeq and is a predicted model, not a curated record. NCBI's taxonomy places the organism in Eukaryota, Fungi, Ascomycota, Sordariomycetes, Hypocreales, Nectriaceae.
AUGUCAUCUAAUACCUCCCUUCUCAAUCUUACCGACAUUGCGACCAGAGAAUGCGAUACACAUCAACUACCAAGUCGACGCCCAUCUCUUGGCGAUGAUGUACCAACAGUAUGGAUUCCUAUGACCAACGACUCAUACGGGGGAAUGUCCGAGAUUUGCUCCCCAAAUUCUGUCAACCUCUGGCUCGAUUGCGUUCUUUGGUGCGAAUUACCAGAUGAAUAUAUGGACCGCUACAAAGCCUCUGGAUCGGAUAGUUUCGAUGCCUACUUCAAUCGUCGGCUUAAGGAUACUGGUAUGAACAUGUCGCAGGUGGUCAUUUACUCAACAGAAGAAAAGAGUGCAGCGCCGGUAACAGGUCGACCACUGAGUAUUAUGGGUUUGAGCACGGUGGCUCUCGCAACUUUUAUUGCCUUGAGUAUCUAG